AUGGCGGGGGAACUCUUCGUGGACGGGCAGCCCCCGGAGUUUUCCGUCUUGCUGGAGCUGCUCUGCCCGCCCUGCCUGGAGUCCGAGCCUAGCAACGGCCCACCCCGCAAUCCGGGAGGCGUCGGGCUAGAAACAGCCGCCAACGGAGAAUCCAGGUUUGAGCCCUUCAGCAGCAUGGCUUGCUGCCUCCAGUCCCCGGACAGCAAAGCCUUCAGCUUCUUGCAGGAGACUGCCCAACUUUUCUCCCAGCCAGAGCCGAUCAGCAGCAAACUGGGGAGGCCUCUGCGGCAGGCGGGACUAGCCAUGAGUCCUAGGUGUAGCGCCACGGCACCUCAAGGCGACUGCUUCUCCCCUGCCCUGGCCUCUUUCAGUGCCUUGGAUGCCUUGAGCCUUAUCAGCCUUCAUUGCUCCAGCCUCGAGUCAGAGCCUCUAAAUCGGAUCGAGUCCCCAGAAGCUGCGCAAGAGAGCCCCCCGUCUGCCCUCUCCAAAGACCACAGUAGCAAGUGUCUGUGGUCAGCCUGUGUGGAGGAGCCCAGGGCAGCACAGCUGCAGGUGACAAGCAUUCCCGACAAGUUUGAGCCUCAGGGGCUCAGGAGGAGAGUCUCCCGCAAGCAGCCUACACCUAGGCGGAGCUGUGAGAGCCUGGACCCGGCCUUCCGAGGGGUGGCGUUUCAGAUGCAGCUGCUUCCCUGCCAGAGCGAUUCCGAGGGUUGUCGGCUCUUUAUUAACGCCAGAUACAGCAGUGAAAAACUUAGGAAAAGACGCCGAGUCCCUUUAGCAAAAGAAGAGUGCAGAGCUGGCAGUUCGAAGGAAGAAGAAGGAUGUCUCUCUACUCACAGGAAUAGGUGCUGUGCUUCUUGCAAGACCUGGAAAACACCACUGUGGAGAGUUGCUGAAGACGGGACCCCUCUCUGCAAUGCUUGUGGCAUUAGGUACAAAAAGUACAGAAUUCGAUGUUUUCAGUGCUGGUAUAUUCCAAAGCAUGGAGGGAAACCCUACUCAUAUUGUUCCAAUUGUGAAGGGAAAUUGCAUGUAGGAGCUGCCCAGCAGAAUCUGGAAAAAGAUGUGGAAACGUCUUAAGGCUUUGCAGUUAGCUGGAUACCAAAAGAGAUCUUGGGGAAUCUGACCAACUUGACUGAGGGGCCUGGAUGGACAGCUAGGUGGAUGUUCAUUAGAUAUGUUUACCAAGGUUCUACGGAUGUAGGUUUUUGGUUUAUCUGUUUGUUUUGUUCCUUGUUUUGAAGUUGCAGCACUGCCACAUGUUGACUGUUUGCUUGCAGCGUGUUUGGGAGGAGGCAGGAAAGAAUCUGAAACUGUUGCAAGGGAAGAGGUGUUUCAAUUAAAAUUUCAGGCAUUUAAGCAAUUGGAAGACAGAUAUGCUGAAAUCUCUUUCAAGCAAUGACUCCUGCCACUGUGUAUUGGAUUUGGCAUCUGCACCACCCCACCUUGCAACAAUGGGGUACUAAUAGUGCCAUUUACAUUCUUUAAGGAGGAAUUCACACAAAGCAUUCUCCCAAAAUGUAGCCUUUGAGUACAGGUGGGGGAAUUUAUUUUAAACAAAUAAUGCCUCCCCUUACCCCUUUGAAUGCAAGAGAUCAAUUAUUUUUUCUUUUCUUUUUCUUUUUUUUCCCUUUUAGCAAUAGUCACCUCUAAUGAAGCUCCUGAUGGCGUUUAUAUUUUGCACAAAAUGUACCAAGUGUAAAUACAUAACAUUUUUGCUAUGCAAUAUUGUUAUACUUGGUGAAAAGGUUUGUUAGUGAUGCUGAUAAACAUCCUUUGAUAGUACAAAUGCAGCAAGUGUGACAGUUUGA
This is a messenger RNA of Elgaria multicarinata webbii, 1811 nucleotides long. It is a transcript of the gene ZGLP1, whose product is annotated as zinc finger GATA like protein 1. Bases 1 to 1080 code for a protein of 359 amino acids. The transcript has 6 exons. Gene Ontology annotation, molecular function: zinc ion binding; sequence-specific DNA binding. Gene Ontology annotation, cellular component: nucleus. The record is from RefSeq and is a predicted model, not a curated record. Gene Ontology annotation, biological process: oocyte development; regulation of transcription by RNA polymerase II; spermatogenesis. NCBI's taxonomy places the organism in Eukaryota, Metazoa, Chordata, Lepidosauria, Squamata, Anguidae.